Molecule: messenger RNA, 648 nt
Organism: Manis pentadactyla (Chinese pangolin)
Lineage: Eukaryota; Metazoa; Chordata; Mammalia; Pholidota; Manidae
Gene: NEUROG3
Product: neurogenin 3
Exons: 1
Coding region: 1-648 (215 amino acids)
Molecular function (GO): protein dimerization activity
Source: RefSeq, a predicted model, not a curated record
AUGGCGCCUCAACCCUCGGGCUCGCCAGCUGUCCAAAUGAUCCACGAGACGGAGCAAUCCUUCCCGGGCGCGUCGGACGACGAGAUGACCUGUGUCACGUCUGUUCCGCCCAGUCCUACUCGUGUGCGGGAAAACUGCACAGAGGUGGAAGGGGGCGGCUGCAGAGGAGCUUUGCGGAAACCCCGGGCACGGCGCGGCGGACGCAGCCGGCCCAAGAGUGAGUUGGCUCUGAGCAAGCAGCGACGGAGCAGACGCAAGAAGGCCAACGACCGCGAGCGCAAUCGUAUGCACAACCUCAACUCGGCGCUGGACGCGCUGCGCGGCGUCUUGCCCACUUUCCCGGAAGAUGCCAAGCUCACCAAAAUCGAGACGCUGCGCUUCGCCCACAACUACAUUUGGGCGCUGACGCAGACGCUACGCAUAGCGGACCACAGCUUCUACCGGCUGGAGGCGCCCGCGCCGCCCUGCGAGGAGCUGGGAAGCCAGGACGGCGGCUCCCCGGGUGACUGGGGCUCCCUCUACUCCCCAGUCUCCCAGGCAGGCAGCCUGAGCCCCGCCAUUUCGCUGGAGGAGCACCCCGGGCUGCAGACGCCUGUAUCCCCUGCCUGCCUGCGCCCUGGCGCCCUGGUUUUUUCAGACUUUCUGUGA